Ostertagia ostertagi is the source of this 402-nucleotide messenger RNA. The record is from the annotation of a GenBank genome assembly. NCBI's taxonomy places the organism in Eukaryota, Metazoa, Nematoda, Chromadorea, Rhabditida, Trichostrongylidae.
CGGACCACUCACAUCGCCUACACUGUCAACGACCUCUCGAACUUGCUGGUUGUGCUGAACUCGGCCACAACUUUUCUUGUAUAUUUCAUCUUCUCUGAGAAGUAUCGACAAACGUUCAUCUUCAUAAUAAAAAAUGGUUGUUGUGCCUCGAUUUCCGACUACAACACCUAUACUGCGAUGUCACGAACAGCUUCGAUGCGAGUAAACAACAGCACAGGCGAUCUGCAACGGGCAGGCAGUAAACUCAGCACAAGCAGCCGUAACUCGGAUGUGUUGAUGAAACCGCUGUUUAUGCAAAAGGAAGGCAAUCGCUUUCCCUUGAAACACAACAGCCGAAAUAGCAAAUGCAUGGACGACAUACGGUUACCUCGACUGCCGACGGAGAAGCGGAAGAAAAAGCAC